Molecule: messenger RNA, 1233 nt
Organism: Papaver somniferum (opium poppy)
Lineage: Eukaryota; Viridiplantae; Streptophyta; Magnoliopsida; Ranunculales; Papaveraceae
Product: basic 7S globulin-like
Exons: 1
Coding region: 1-1233 (410 amino acids)
Biological process (GO): proteolysis
Molecular function (GO): aspartic-type endopeptidase activity
Source: RefSeq, a predicted model, not a curated record
AUGGCUUCUUCUUCGUCUUUAGUUCAGUUUCUUUUUCUUCUCUUCUUUGUUUCUCAUUUACCUUCCUCUUUUUCUCGACCUGCUAAUAUCAUGUUUGAUCUAGGCAGAGACUCGUCAACCCUCCAAUAUUGGAUCAAAAUCACCCAAGGAACUCCUCAAACUGCAAUGAAACUAGUUCUAGAUCUCGGUGGAAAGUUACCUUGGCUUCGUUGCCAUAAAGGCUACAAUUCAUCAUCGAUCCGACCGGUCAAAUGCACGACAACUCUAUGCUCUCUGGCAAGCAAACCAGUCAAUAGUACAUGUCUUCCAAAAAAAACUUGCAGCAUUUACACAAGUAACCCAGUAACUAAGUCCGUUGGCAAAGGAGAGCUCAUGUCAGAUCGUGUGGCUGUUAAAUCUAAUCCUGAUGACAGCGAGGGGAUACCGGUUGUUUCGCCUCGCCGGUUUGCUUUCGGUUGUACAACUACAAGUAAUUUCUUAAGUGGACUUUUUAAAGGUGCUAAAGGAGUGGCUGGUCUUGGUCGUUCAUCUGCUCUUUCUGUAGUAACACAGUUUGCUGUUGGAUUUCGUUUGCCUCGCAUAUUCGCUCUUGAAUUAUCAGGAGGGUUUAGUAAUAAUGUUUACUUUGGGGGUGGUCCUUACAUUCAUCCUGACUUUUCUUCGGAGAGUAAUACAAAUAGAAUUUUAGAGUACACUCCACUUUUGGUUAACCCAAAAAGUACCGAUGAGUACUUCGUGGAUCUUAAAUCAAUCCAGAUACACGGUAAAACUGUACCGAUAGACAAAAAGUUGAUCUCCAUCAACAAGGAAACUGGAGUCGGAGGGACCAAAAUCGACAUUCAAACUCCAUACACUACUUUGGAGACAUCAAUCUACAAAGCCGUUAUAAAGGUUUAUAAUGAAUGGGCUAAAAGCGAGAAUAUUACUAUGGUUGCUGCUGUCGCGCCUUUUACCUCCUGUUAUAUGUCAUCCACACUGCCUUCUUGGCUUUACAGUGGAUUUCGUAUAUCACCACCAAGUCUCUCUUUUGUCUUUCCUAAGAAUCAAUUGAAUGUUGCUUGGUGGGAUCUGUUUAAAGUGAAUGAUGCUGUCCAUUGUGUGGCCUUUGUUGAUGGAGGUUCAAAUCCUUUGACUUCCAUUGUUAUCGGUGCUGCGCAAAUAGGUUUCUUAGAGUUUGAUAUCUCAAGGUCAAGAUUAGGAUUCAUGCAACCAAAUUAUAUGUCCGGGUUCUAG